AUGGCUGCUGGUUGUUGUGGAACAAAGAAGCAAAAAUUAAAUAAUAAUUCUAGUAGUUUAACGUGCAAUGGAAAUUCGGUGAUACAAAACGGAUUAAAAAAUAAAAUGGUUGCUCAUCCCGAAAUGUGUUAUUUCUGUUUCGAUGUUUUAUAUUCUCAUCUUAACAGUUUAGAACCACCAAAGACACCAAAUUUUAGCAACGAUCCUUAUCCGCUGUUCGUGACAUGGAAAAUUGGAAAAGAUAGACGAUUACGAGGCUGCAUAGGCACUUUUAACGCUAUGAACCUCCAUUCUGGAUUACGUGAAUAUGCUGUUACAAGUGCUUUAAAGGAUUCGAGAUUCAGUCCAAUAACGAGGGAUGAAUUUCCAAAAUUAUAUGUGUCCGUAUCGAUUCUACGUCAUUUCGAAGAUGGCGCCGAUUAUCUCGAUUGGGAAGUAGGACUUCACGGCAUACGAAUCGAGUUUCACAAUGAAAAGGGCAAUAAAAAAACAGCUACUUAUCUACCGGAAGUUGCGACGGAACAGGGUUGGGACCAAAUUCAAACGAUCGACUCCCUUCUUCGUAAGGGAGGUUUCAAAGGAUCCGUUACGCCGGAAAUAAGGCGUAAUAUAAAAUUGACGCGGUAUCAAUCGGAAAAGAUAACAGUGAGUUAUCAGGAUUACCAAAUAUUUUGGGGCUCAGCGGGACCCUCGUGGAUACCCUGCGGGCCCCCGACGCCCCAACCGCCAAUGAUGCCUCGUUUGUAUCAGGUGCCUGUCGUUCCUAACAUGUUCGUUAUAGGACGUCCACAACCUCCUCAACCUCCUACUCCGACGCCGACGCCGAUGCUUCGCUAUCCAUCUUCCAUUCCAGUGUGGUGGGAUUCGCAACCGGGUCCUUCGUCGCGCGUUGGACGACAAUACUCAGGUACAGGCCAUUCUAAUUAUUCGUCGGAUAAUCAUUUCAGAAAGCGUAAAUAA
This is a messenger RNA of Pediculus humanus corporis (human body louse), 960 nucleotides long. RefSeq lists its product as uncharacterized. Lineage: Eukaryota; Metazoa; Arthropoda; Insecta; Psocodea; Pediculidae. The transcript is spliced from 5 exons. The coding region runs from base 1 to 960 and encodes 319 amino acids. The record is from RefSeq and is a predicted model, not a curated record.